Molecule: messenger RNA, 1411 nt
Organism: Manihot esculenta (cassava)
Lineage: Eukaryota; Viridiplantae; Streptophyta; Magnoliopsida; Malpighiales; Euphorbiaceae
Product: receptor-like cytoplasmic kinase 176
Exons: 6
Coding region: 174-1247 (357 amino acids)
Biological process (GO): protein phosphorylation
Molecular function (GO): ATP binding; protein kinase activity
Source: RefSeq, a predicted model, not a curated record
UUACUUAGCGCGGGUGACGGCUAUUAUCAGAGUUUCUCUUUCUCUAGUCUUCUCUUCGUUUUCUGGGUCAAGCGUCGUUGCUUGUUUAGUUUUCUUCAUUCUCGAGUCGAUCUUUAGCAUCUCCGGGGAGUUGAGGACGCUCAAGAGCUUGGACUUUGAGCUUCUUCUUCUUGAUGGGUUCGUGCUUGAGUUCUGUAAUCAAGUCUAAGCCUCCUCUUCGCAAAGAGGAUGAUAGGCCACUAGAAGAGCCUCUGGAUACUCAAAUAAAAGGUGAAAUCCUACAGUCUCCCAAUUUGAAGAGUUUCUGCUUUAGUGAACUGAAAAAAGCAACGGGAGGCUUCUAUCAUGGUUACUAUUUGGGUGGAGGUAAUUUUGGUCUUGUCUUCAAAGCAUGGAUUGAUGAACAUUCAUUAGAGGCUGCUAUGCCUAACACAGGCAUGCCUAUUGCUGUAAAGAAGCUUGAUCAAAAGCGUUGCCAGGGUCAGCAAGAAUGGUUGACAGAAAUCAAAUUCCUGGGGCAGCUAUGUCAUCCAAAUCUUGUUAAAUUGAUUGGUUAUUCGCUCGAGGAUGAUCAACGUCUUCUGGUCUAUGAGUUCAUGCCAAAUGGCAGCUUGGAGAAUCAUAUAUUUGGAAAGAGUUCUGACAUGCAACCGCUCUCCUGGAAUCUCCGUAUGAAAGUUGCUCUUGGUGCUGCUAGGUGUCUCAAAUUUCUCCAUGAUGAGGUUAAUGCGAUAUAUCGAGACUUUAAAGUUUCAGAUAUUCUACUUGAUGAAAACUUUAACGCAAAGCUCUCUGACUUUGGUUUAGCCAGAGAUGGGCCUAUGGAUGAUAAAACCCAUGUCACCACAAGAGUUAUGGGUACAAUAGGGUAUAUGUGUCCUGAGUAUGUGGCCACAGGUCAUCUAACAAGAAAAAGUGACGUAUACAGUUUCGGGGUGGUCUUCCUCCAAAUUCUAUCUGGCAGGCGAAGUAAAGAAAUAAAUAGACCUCCCGGAGAACAAAAUUUAGUUGAGUGGGCAAAGGCUUCUCUUAGCAGCAAACGUAACGGUUUUCAAGUGUUGGAUAAGCGCAUGGAAGGACAGUAUAAGAUUGGUGACGCGCAAAUAGCACUCCAUCUUGCCCGCCGGUGCUUAUCAAAAGAAGUGAAGGAUAGGCCAAAUAUGGAACAAGUGGUCGAAGUUCUUGAACAACUUUAUAUCCGGAAACAAUGGAGACAUCCAAGGGUAAACCCUGCCAAAGAUCAAUGACAACUUGAGCAAAUAUCAUAGCCAAAGUGUCGAAUAUAUACAGUUUGCUAUAAACAAGCCUGAGUGUCUUCUCCUGUAAUCCUGUUUGCUAACAGAAGAGGGAAAAUGCUUGAUUAUGAUUAACUAUUCAUUUGAGUAAUAAUCCCUGAUACUUCGACUCUUCA